UAAUAACGGAUUUCUUCUCUGCAUAAGAAAUAUAAGGAUGCUCAAAAUAACGUAAUCGUGGCCGAUUGGUGUCGCAUCGAUCGACCAAUCGCGUAGACACCAUAUAGUAUAGAAAGAUGGCGAAUAGAGAAAAAGAGAUAAAAAGAGCAAUGGACACGUUCAUAAAUGCGUGAUAGACUCGGAAGUUGAAAUUGACAGAUUCAAGGACGAACAUUUGAAAAAAGAGAAAGAGAGAGACAGAUAGACAGAUAGAUAGAUAGAUAGAGAAAGAGAGAGAAAAAGAGAGAGAAAAAGAGAGAGAGAGAGAGAGAGAGAGAGAAAUACAUUGACGUGUGAACCACUGAUGUUAAGUAGAGCAUAGUAAUAGUAGUAGUAGUGUAAUAAUAUUAAUAUUAGUAGUAUUAGUAAUAUUAGCAGGUAGUAGGUAGAACAGUAGUAUAGUGGGUGGUAGUACUGGUAGUAGUGGUGGUGGUAGUGGUGGUGUUGGUGUUGGUAUUGGUAACGGUGAUGGUGGAACUGGUGGUGGUACUGGUAGCAGUGGUAACAGUGGUAGUGGUAGUGGUGGUGGUUAUAGAUAGUAGUAUUAUUGAGUAGUGGUAGCAAUGAUUUAAUCGAGAUAAACGCGAAACGUUUUGCUGGUAUCCGCGGUUCGAUGAUAUGGUGAAACGAUGUGUUAAUAACAGUGAUAGUGAUAACUGUGAUGAUGGUGUAGUAAGAAACUGUGAUAGUGAUAAUGGUGGUAGUAGGUGUGUAACAGAAACGGCAACAGCAACAGCAAUUGGAAGAAUUAUAGCUAUAGCAACAGUAGCAAUAAAGCGGCUCCGACGGUAGUGGUGGCAGCACCUGCAGUAACACCAACGUUAACAGUAGUGGUAGCAGUUAAGAUUAGCGCGGGGGGACUGAGUGCGAUUCCGUCGUCCGUGAUUUUCGUUAGACACGAGAAACAGUUUUCUCGUGGCACACGUUCGCUUCGGGUUAGUUCUGUUAGGAGAAAGGAAGGGGUAUUGUUAUGCGGCGUGUCACGAUUUAAUGAAUUAAAGAAAGAAAGACUUAACAGAGAGAUAGAGUGAGGGCGAUAAGAAGAUUUAAAGAAUUAAAAAGAAACAGAGAAAGAAAUAAAAAUGUUGAAGGAAUAUUCGCCGAUAGUACAGGCCCUUUUAGGGACACUAUUUACGUGGGCCCUUACGGCAGCGGGUGCCGGCCUCGUUGUCAUCAUACGCGGGAAACAGCGAAAAUUGUUGGACAUCAGUCUUGGAUUUGCCGGUGGCGUGAUGGUAGCAGCAAGCUAUUGGUCCCUGUUGGCGCCAGCUAUUGAAAUGGCAACGGAGAGCAAAAUUUAUGGAACCGAAGGCGAAUACGCAUUUGUACCGGUUGGAGUUGGGUUUCUCAUAGGCGCGGCAUUCGUAUACGGAACGGACGUGUUGAUAUCUUCCCUUGGCAUUCAGUCCCCCAAUGUGCUUUUAGCUAUGCAAUCAGUCGGUACGAAACAAAGAGGCAAGGUCCUUGCAAAACUAAAGAGUGACGAGGACUUAGACGAUAUCGAUACGUUUAACGACGUACAGAUUUCCGGUGGAAUGAUGUACACUCAUGUCGAUUCGACUACUAUCGAUGGAUUUUACGAACAAAAUGCAAGAAGAAGACAAGUUGCCAAUGUACAUAGGCCAUCGGAAUCGGUCGAGAUGAGUACGGUUUACGAAGAUCCUAGUAACGAAGUUAAGAAUAAUCAAUGGAGGAGAAUAUUGUUAUUGGUUGUGGCUAUUACGGUGCACAAUAUACCCGAAGGCCUUGCCGUUGGUGUUGGUUUCGGAGCGAUAGGAAGCAGUGCAUCAGCUACUUUUGAAAAUGCAAGCUCCUGCUAUUUCAUCCGAGCUUCUUCUUUUGGGAUCCGGCCCGACACGGCGAAGAAAGCCUCGUUAUGGUAUUCCGGACCGAUCGAUUUAGCGUCCGCUAGCCGGCACCAUUGUUGUAAACGAGUGCAACAGCAACGGCAAAAGCACCAAUCCAAGUGGUAGCAGCUUAGUUAUCGA
Messenger RNA from Vespa velutina, 2027 nucleotides. It is a transcript of the gene Zip48C, whose product is annotated as zinc transporter ZIP11. Gene Ontology annotation, cellular component: membrane. Gene Ontology annotation, biological process: zinc ion transmembrane transport. The coding region runs from base 1122 to 2012 and encodes 296 amino acids. The record is from RefSeq and is a predicted model, not a curated record. The transcript has 5 exons. Gene Ontology annotation, molecular function: zinc ion transmembrane transporter activity. Lineage: Eukaryota; Metazoa; Arthropoda; Insecta; Hymenoptera; Vespidae.